This is a messenger RNA of Bursaphelenchus okinawaensis, 1877 nucleotides long. Lineage: Eukaryota; Metazoa; Nematoda; Chromadorea; Rhabditida; Aphelenchoididae. The record is from the annotation of a GenBank genome assembly.
AUGCGCCCGUUGGCCGUGGUGUUUUUGAUAUGCCUGGGCGCAUCUCGGAAACAGUACUUUGCCGUCGACACCAGUCCAGUUAGUCCCAACUUUUUGACCGACGACGACUUUAGGAACGCCGAGGAUGUAGACAUUACUAAACCAAUGAAGAUCAUUCUCAACGAUCAGCAUUUUCAUAAAAAGGUAGGAGUUUUGGUUAAAAAGUUAUGUCGUAUUGGACGCAUCGUAUUUUACCCUGUAGACAUGAGGAACGGGACGGCUGGCCUUGACCCAAAUUUAGGGCGGGCCGGCCUGAAAAUGAUGGAUCAGUCUAUUUGCACGUAAAAAAUCGGGCUGGGCCAAGGCUUAGCAAAAAUAAAAUUGGGUUGGGCUUAAAACGUAACCCUGGACAACAAUUGUGUGCUAAGCCUAAAAUAUUAAGUGCCGACAUAAAGAACCCGCCAUACUUUUUCUGUAAUUUCUUGUAAAAAAUGGCGGAUUUUUUAUGUCGGCACCUAAUAUUUUAGGCUUAGCGCACAAUUAGUACUUUCAAACAAUUUCAGCGCGUACGCCGAGGCUCAGUAGUAUCGUUCGAAACAGACAAAUGGCCAAACGGACGAGUACCAUACGUCCUAUCUACGCAAUACAGUAAGUCAAACCCUGAGGUCUUAAAGUCGCAGUAAGUUCAAAGAGGUCUAAAAGUUUUUGCUGUUUUUUAAAUUUUUUAAAAAUAUCUUCAGCCCAACAGCAGCGGGCGGUUUUGGCUCGGUCGAUGGCCGCGUAUUCGGCCAAAACGUGCAUCAAGUUUGUGCCGAAGGAGGCCCGUGACAAAGAUUACAUUGUUAUUCAGAAAUUGGAUGGGUGAGUUAUUAAAGGCUAAAAAUUAUUAUUGCUUCUAAAAUCAAUAGUGUUAUUUCGUCUUUAAAAGUUUUAAUCAAUAUUGGCACUUCGUCUUUAGAAGUUUUAAUCAAUAAUGACAUUUCGUCGUUAAAAUCUUUAAUCAAUAGUGACAUUUCGUCUUCAAAAACACUACUUUCAAGCUUUGUAUCAUAUUGACAGCACUACACCGCUUACAAGAUUAAUAUCAAAAUUUUAUCAAAAAUCAAUAUUUACAUUUCGUCACAUAAUAUAUACCUAAAAAAACAAAAACCCAAUAAAAAAAAUUUCGUAAAAUACUGCAAAAAUUUUUCAGGUGCUACGCGGAUUUUGCUCGCGUCGGCGGACGUCAACAAGUAUCGCUGGCGGACGAGUGUAUUGAUUAUGCCACUAUUAUUCACGAACUUAUGCACGUGAUCGGGUUUAUUCAUGAACAUCAACGAGAUGAUCGAGAUCAGUUUGUUAAAAUCAACUGGAAAAACGUCAUUGAUGGUAAGAGUUGGGUUUAGUAUUAUAGUAGAAGGAACUUUCUUUCCAAAAGAAAAAAUAUGUUUAAAGUAUAACUUGGCACUCGCAGUUUGCACAGUCGUUAAUUAGCCUAUUAGAGCACUAAUAACACGGGUUUUGUUUACGGACUUAAAAACGGUAAAAACUUUCUUUACAGAAUAAAAAAUGGCAAGACCUUUCUUUACAAAACAAAAAAUGGCAAAAACUUUCUUUACAAUAAAAAAUAGCAAGAACUUUCUUUACAAAAUUCAUUUUCAGGCGCCAACGCUGAUUUUGACAAGAUAAGUUCACAAGGAUUGUCGAACUACGGUGAAGGCUAUGACUACUUCUCCAUAAUGCACUAUGAGAGUACGGAAGGGAGUAAAAACGGCAAGAAUACGAUAGAAUCGAAACGACCAGGCUUCACGUCGUUAAUGGGGAAAUCGACCGAUUUUACUCGAGGCGACUUGACGCGCAUUAAUAAGGCUUAUCAGUGCUAUAGGGGGACGAGGAGGCAUAAGCAGAAAAUGACAUAG